Balaenoptera ricei (Rice's whale) is the source of this 3523-nucleotide messenger RNA. Its product is annotated as endoplasmic reticulum mannosyl-oligosaccharide 1,2-alpha-mannosidase-like. Gene Ontology annotation, molecular function: calcium ion binding; mannosyl-oligosaccharide 1,2-alpha-mannosidase activity. Gene Ontology annotation, biological process: N-glycan processing; carbohydrate metabolic process. NCBI's taxonomy places the organism in Eukaryota, Metazoa, Chordata, Mammalia, Artiodactyla, Balaenopteridae. The record is from RefSeq and is a predicted model, not a curated record. Gene Ontology annotation, cellular component: membrane; endoplasmic reticulum.
CCCGGCCUCCUGACGCCGCCAGCGCCCGCUCGCAUUCACGUGUCCGCGGCCCGCCCCGCCUGGGGGCGCCUUGGCGCUGACUCUGAGCCCGGGCCGGAGCCCGGACGGCGGCGGCUGGCGGCAAUGCUGGUGCUGGCGGGUGAGCGUCCGGCGGCGCCGGGCCCGAGUCUUGGCGUGUGACAGCCGGGCCGCGACAGCCUCCCCGGGACGGGACGCCCGGGACCCAGCCUCGGACACGGGCAUCUGAGACCGUGAGGAGAGGAGACGAGGCGGGGCGCUCCCACUCCCGCUGAGCGCAGAGGCCGCUCUGGCACCGCGCAGGACCCCAGUCAGGCUCGCCGCCACCCUCCGCCGGCGUCCGGUCUAGAGCAAGACCCUCCCCAGACCCCCGACCAGAGCUCCGCUCCCCUAACGGUUUCUUCUUGGCAUCCUCCUCCCGAGCGCCCCCCCCCCAAGUCCCCGCAGUGCCUGGAGUAAUGACCCCACCUUGUUAACCACAGUUGUCUGUGUUUGGCACAAGGACCUUGGACUGGGACCCUGGGCUCGGUAACGGUGGGCCCAUCCGAGACCCGCUGUGCCUCUGUCUGUCCGAGGGGCCACCUGCCCUUGAAUGGGAAGAGUUCUUUAAUGCCACCCAAGGAACUUGUACAUAUGGAGGGGCGGAAGGCAUGAGCGCAGCUGGCCCCACGGCUCCCGGGGUCCCGGGCUGCACGGCCGAGGCGAGGCCGGCGGAGCCUGAGCCAGCACACGCGGGCUGCCGGUCUUUCCCCGCUGCCCACCUGUGAGCCAGAGACGGUCUCCGCGUGGGUUUGCAUUCUCCUCGAUCGCGGGCCCGUGCGGUGUGUCGUCUGCAGCAGUAUCAUCCCAGCCUGCGGCCCCUGCCGAGAGGCAACUUCCUCCAGUUCAAAAGCAGCAGAUCCCAGGCUGGGCCUCCGGAAUUCCUCGUCGUCCCCACGGAGUGUGUCACAGUGGGAGAGAUUUCCAGCUGUGCUCUUUUCAGUAAACAGUGUCACUGUCUGUCUGUCUGUCUCAGAAAUGGAAGCAGCUGUCGAGGUUACAGCGGAACGUGGUCCUCUUCCUGCUGGCGUUCCUGAUGCUCUGCGGCCUCCUGCCCUACAUCAGCGUGGCCGACGAGUGGAAAGCCGUGGGCAGCAGGUCGGCAGAAGGGCCGAAGAUGAGACCCGCAAAUCCACCCGUCUUGCCAGCUCCUCGGAGAGCAGCUGAGAACCCGGAAACCUUCGCGGGGGUGUCCCCUCAGAAGCCUCCAAGGCAUUUCCGACGGGGACCCCCCAACCUGCAGAUUAGAGCCCCCGAUGGAGACGCCAAGGACAGGAGGCAGGAAGAGGCCCAGAGGAGGGCAGAGGCGGUGGGCCAGGGUCCCCGGGAAGACGAGGCGCAGGGAAGCCGCGUCAGCCGGAGGGGCACAGGGCCCGAACCGGAGCAGGGCACCCAGCUGCCUCUGAGAAAGGCAGAGGCCCCCGCCAGGCCUUCCCUGCAGGCCCUCAGGACGAGGAACAGUCCAGCCUCGCAGAACGAGCGCCAGAAGGCCGUGGUCGCCGCCUUCCGCCACGCGUGGGCCGGAUACCGCAAGUUCGCCUGGGGCCACGACGAGCUGAAGCCCGUGUCCAAGUCCUUCAGCGAGUGGUUCGGCCUCGGCCUCACGCUGAUCGACGCCCUGGACACCAUGUGGAUUUUGGGUCUGAAGAAAGAAUUUGAAGAAGCCAGGAAGUGGGUGUCCCAGAGGUUAUUGUUUCAGAAAAACGUGGACGUCAACCUGUUUGAGAGCACCAUCCGGAUCCUGGGGGGUCUUCUGAGCGCCUUCCACUUGUCCGGGGAUGUCCUCUUUCUGAAAAAGGCUGAGGAUUUUGGAAAUCGGUUAAUGCCUGCGUUCCAAACACCCUCUAAGAUUCCGUACUCCGACGUAAACAUCGGCACUGGAGUUGCCCACCCACCGCGUUGGACCUCUGACAGCACGGUGGCCGAGGUGACAAGCAUUCAGCUGGAGUUCCGAGAGCUCUCUCGUCUCACGGGAGUUAAGAAAUUUCAGGAGGCCGUGGAGGAGGUGACCAGGCGCGUGCACUCCCUGCGCGGGAAGAAGGACGGGCUGGUGCCCAUGUUCAUCAACACCAACAGCGGGCUCUUCACCCACCUGGGCGUGUUCACCCUGGGCGCCAGGGCCGACAGCUACUACGAGUACCUGCUGAAGCAGUGGAUCCAGGGUGGGAAGAAGGAGACGCAGCUGCUGGAAGACUACCUCGAAGCCGUGGAGGGAAUCAAAAAGCACCUGCUGCACAGAUCUGAACCCGGCAAGCUGACCUUCGUGGGGGAACUCGCCCACGGCCGCUUCAGCGCCAAGAUGGACCACCUGGUGUGCUUCCUGCCAGGGACGCUAGCUCUGGGCGCCCACCACGGCCUGCCUGCCGACCACAUGGAGCUGGCCCGGGCGCUCAUGGACACCUGCUACCAGAUGAACCGUCAGAUGGAGACGGGGCUGAGCCCCGAAAUCGUGCACUUCAACCUGCACCCCCAGAAGUCCCGUAAGGACGUGCAGGUCAAGGCGGCCGACAGACACAACCUGCUGCGGCCCGAGACGGUGGAGAGCUUGUUCUACCUGUACCGCCUCAUGGGCGACCGCAAGUACCAGGACUGGGGCUGGGAGCUCCUGCGAAGCUUCAACAACGUCCCCUCCGGCGGCUAUUCUUCCAUCAGCAACGUCCAGGACCCCCGUAAUCCCCAGCCCAGGGACAAGAUGGAGAGCUUCUUUCUGGGGGAGACGCUCAAGUACCUGUAUCUGCUCUUCUCCGACCACCCAGACCUGCUCAGCCUGGGAACACGUAAGCCUACUUAUGUGUUCAACACGGAGGCUCACCCCCUGCCCAUCUGGGCCCCCUCCUAGGUCGGGACGGCUCCCAAGUGGGUGCUGCCCGGGGGACUGAUGAGUCCUGUCAUCGAGGGUGCCUGUCGGCAAGACCCUGGCCCUGACCUUGGCUGUGUGGUGUCCACCCAGCCGGCUGGACGUGCUCCAGGCCGGGCUGAUGACAGAGGCCAGCGGCAACUGGGCCAGGACGUUUCAGGGCCUCAUAGCUGCUUGGGGUGGCCGCUGGGCUUCUGGUGCUCUGCCACUGGUUCUGGGCUCCUUGCCUGGUUCUCAUCGGGGCACCGUUAGGAACAAGUAGGAAUAAAUCAGCGCUGUGAUUCAGGGAGGUCCCGUCCACCCGGGGAGCCUCUUCCUUCUUCCUGAGAAAAUCAAAUCGUGACUACAUUCCUGAAACCUAAAUGCCCUCCUGCUGGCCGUGCAGGGCUUCCUAGGGGUCCUGGGCCCUCUGGUCACCCUGGGCCACACUGGGUCCCCAGAGCCCAUGAUGAGAUCAGAGACAGGUGCUGCGGGGACAGCCUGGGUACAGCUCAGCCUCGGGGCCUCACAACCUGUGAACACGCCCCAACCUGGGCUCUCAGGGGGCGUCCGUGACCUCAUGGGGAUCCGGGCCCCUGGCUGGCUGUGGUGUUUACACGUUGGACUCAG